AUGAACACCUUCGCAUCGCGUUUCUCCUCCACAAGUGCGGGCGCAGAGCUCAGCAAGGCCAAGGCUAUUGCAAUGGAAGAUGAUGACUUCUCUGAUGCAUCGUGGGGCUCAGAAGCUGGCUAUGGCAGUCUUGCGAAAGGCGUGCCGACUUUCUCAAUCCCUUCAGUAGCUGAUCCCACCGCCUUCCUUCGACUACAUACCGACGACUCUUCCGAUCCUAACUGCAGGAUCAAAAUUCAACACGGAACAACUACGCUGGCCUUCAGAUUCAAGGGUGGUGUGAUCGUCGCAGUGGAUUCCAGAGCUACAGCAGGAAGCUAUGUCGCAUCUGGGACGGUGAAGAAGGUAAUUGAAAUCAAUCCGUAUCUCUUGGGAACCAUGGCUGGUGGCGCUGCCGAUUGCCAGUACUGGGAAACCUAUCUGGGGAUCCAUUGCCGACUUCACGAACUGCGAAACAGGGAAAGAAUAUCUGUCUCCGCCGCGAGCAAAUACCUUAGUAACUUAGUUUACGGAUAUAAGGGCAUGGGGUUGAGCAUGGGCACGAUGAUUUGUGGAUGGGACAAAACGGGCCCAGCUAUAUUCUACGUCGACUCAGAUGGAACCCGGUUGAAGGGGGACCUCUUCUCUGUCGGAUCAGGUAGCACGUUCGCGUAUGGUGUGCUCGAUCAAGGUUACCAUUGGGAUCUUUCGGAUGAAGAAGCUCAAGAACUUGGAAGGCGUAGCAUCUAUGCUGCCGGUCACCGUGAUGCUUUCUCUGGUAAUACAUGUAACCUGUACCAUGUCAAGGAAGAUGGUUGGAAGUUCAUUGGAAAUUACGACGUGUCGAAAAUGCAUUACGAGGGCCCGGGCGAUGUGCCAGGAUCUGCAGGGGUUGCUUACGGCUACGAUAUUCGCGUUGAGGGACGAAGCUCGGCUGAUUCAUAG
Messenger RNA from Pleurotus ostreatus (oyster mushroom), 924 nucleotides. RefSeq names its product Proteasome subunit beta type-5 (gene PRE2). Gene Ontology annotation, cellular component: proteasome core complex. The coding region runs from base 1 to 924 and encodes 307 amino acids. Gene Ontology annotation, molecular function: threonine-type endopeptidase activity. The record is from RefSeq and is a predicted model, not a curated record. NCBI's taxonomy places the organism in Eukaryota, Fungi, Basidiomycota, Agaricomycetes, Agaricales, Pleurotaceae. The transcript has 7 exons.